This is a messenger RNA of Doryrhamphus excisus (bluestripe pipefish), 4202 nucleotides long. RefSeq lists its product as uncharacterized. NCBI's taxonomy places the organism in Eukaryota, Metazoa, Chordata, Actinopteri, Syngnathiformes, Syngnathidae. The record is from RefSeq and is a predicted model, not a curated record. Gene Ontology annotation, biological process: regulation of transcription by RNA polymerase II. Gene Ontology annotation, cellular component: PcG protein complex; chromatin; transcription regulator complex. Gene Ontology annotation, molecular function: RNA polymerase II cis-regulatory region sequence-specific DNA binding; DNA-binding transcription factor activity, RNA polymerase II-specific.
CCAUACUAGCUUCCCAGAAGCGCCCACUCCAUUACUCGACACACGCUUUGAAGCCCCGGCACCUCUCGUAACAUCAUUAUUAUAAAUAUUUAAUAUGAACGAUGCAGAUAUGAAGUGACAAUGAAAGAUAAUUUUAUUAAUGUCAGGAUAAACUCGUCUCGGUGAAGCUCCUCAUGCUAGCUUAGCUUGCUUGUUGCUCAACAAAGAGACCCGGAAGUUAUCAACAAAGUGUAGUGAUUGUGUGAAAAUGUGUAAAAUACAAAUGCUGAGAGCGUUGGUCAAUCAGCGGUUAACUGCGGCUGUUGAAGAAAUAUUCGGAGUAUUAGAAAGAACGAUAGCAGAGUACGAGGAGGAACUUUGUCGAACAAAAGAGGAGAACCAGCGCCAACGUCAAGUACUGGACGCUGUUCUUAAGAAGCCCCAGGUUGUGUUACACAGAGCAGACACCAGCGAAGAACAUCUUCCCCCUGAGCAGCAGGAGUGGAAGUUCGGGAUGGAGCAAGAAGAGUCACAGCCAUCCAACAUUAAGGAGGAAAAAGAGGAGCCACAGCCCCCCCACAUUAAAGAGGAAAGAGAGGAUUACGGCAUUAGUCAGGAUGGAGAGCAUCUUGAAGGACUGGAGGAGUUCCCAGUGAUUGUUGUCCCUGUGAAGAGUGAAGAUGAUGAAUACCAAAGUCAAAGUGAGGAGGAGAGAGAGGUGGAGCCUCCAAGCAGCAGCUCCACUCGUAACAUGACAACAGAAGCUGAUGGAGACCACUGUGGAGGAUCACAAGCAGACAACCUCUUAGCUCCACUAUCAGAUAGUGACGACAUAACGUCACACUCUCCUGACACUGAUGAUGAAGACUCUGAAGCUGAUAUGACAUGUCACACUGACAACACACGCUGGAAAUGCUUUCAAUGUGACAAAACUUUUGAUAACAAGAGAAAUCUCAAAAUGCACAUGAGACAUCACAUUGGAGAGAAACCUUUCACCUGCUCGAUUUGUGGGAAAAGAUUCUCUCAGCAGUCAAAUUUAAAAGUUCAUACAAGAAGACACACUGGAGAGAAAGCUUUUGCUUGCACGAUGUGCGGUAAAAGUUUUUCUCAAAGAAGUGAUUUAAAACGACACACAAGAAUACACACUGGAGAGAAACCGUAUCCUUGCACAAUUUGUGGUAAAAGAUUUAAUCAAAAAGUUGUUUUAAUAACACACACAAGACUACACACUGGAGAGAAACCUUUUCCUUGCACAGUGUGUGGUAAAACAUUUAGUCGAAAAAUUGAUUCGCUCAACCACACAAGAAUACACAGUGGAGAGAAACCAUUUCCUUGCACAGUGUGCGGGAAAAGAUUUUUUGAGCGGUCACAUUUGAAAGUGCACACAAGAAAACACACUGGAGAGAAACCUUUUCCUUGCACGGUGUGCGGGAAAAGUUUCAAUCGAAAAGGGGAUUUAACAAACCACACAAGAAGACACACUGGAGAGAAACCAUUUCCUUGCACGGUGUGCGGGAAAAGAUUUUUCGAGCAGACUCAUUUGAAAGUGCAUACACGAAAGCACACUGGAGAGAAACCUUUUCUUUGCACGGUGUGUGGCAAAAGAUUUGAUGCUCAAAGUAAUUUAAAUAGACACACAAAAAUACACACUGGAGAGAAACCUUUUUCCUGCGCAGUUUGUGGUACAAAAUUUGCUCGGAAUUCACAUUUGAAAGCACACACAAGAACACAUGAUAGAGAAAUUGUUCAAUGUGUGGUCAGCGAUUCACAAAUAGUACAAACUUGACUGAACACAAACAAUCCACACUGGGGAGGUAGAAGUAGCAGGAAGUACAUGUAAGUUCCUUUUUAGCUGAAGUGCAGCAUUAUUAGUUAUUCAGGCUCAUAGUCACGGAAAUGAGCGAUGAGUGGAGCUGUCUUGUGCUUUUUCUAGCGGAGUUUUCACUUGUUGAUUUGGGGGGGGACAAGCCGCUUAUUUAGGUGCAACAGUAUGUCUUUUUGUUCUUCCGAUGUCUAGUCAGUCCAAAUGUCCAUAGCACUUCCUGUUAACCAUUCCUCUGUUGGUGUUAUUCUAUGAUACACAUGCUGUGAUCGUGUAAAAACAAGUACAUUGAUGAUAACAUGUAAUACUUACAGUAUCUUGCCAUAUUCUUCUUCUACUUCUUCCCUCGGCGCAUUGAUUUGGCCCAGGAGCUCACGCUGCUUCUGUCAACAACAGCAGUAUGAAAACAUUGACAGUACUUAAAUGUCCGCUCUCAUUGAGAUUGCUGUGUCUUCCAGCACAAGACGUGUGCUCCUGUCCUCAGGUAAAAAUGCUGACAGCAAACAAGUAUCUUGUUGAGUCUUUGUAGCGAAAUUGAGAGCUGGGUAUCCAUUCUUCUGUCUGUGAGUGAUGCCGACACUAGCGGCUAGCGAGGCAUUCUGUUACUCCGCCAGAAAAAUAUCGUUUUUGUGUUAUCUGCUACUAUAACAAUACCGCUGUAGUUUGGUUAACACACAAGUCUGUUAUGUAAAUAGAAAACUGUUGGUGUUUGUUUUUGGCUAGUUUUUUAAACACUGGUAGUCCCACAAAAAUGUGUUGUGGUCAUGACGCGUUACCGAUGCUAAAAUGCUAAAGCUACAUUGAGAGACUUCUUGAAGUAACAUCUUUUCUUGAGAAAAUUCAGACUGUCCAGUCUCUCCUUCCGAAUCGUAUUUGGGAUCCUACACAUGUUAAAAGCGGACAUUUUAAAAGGCUAAAUGGCUGUUUAUUAUCAACUUCUAUACAGUCUUGUGUCGACAUUCACUUUGUUUCAGGAGAAUGAAAAAUAGUCCGUAAAAUGUCACAGCUUGUCACAGGGUAGGCCUAUAUGUGCCAGUUUGUGUGAUCGUUUGCGUUUCAGUGUCAUUCCACUUUAUGGCAUCUUUGUCCAUACAUUUUCCUGGCUCUCAUUGCCUCUCUGGCGGCAGGUAGCUAGCUAAUUUCUGUCCCACGGGUACAUGCUAACUUAUUAUGCUUUUCUGACCUAUAAAUGUAGUCAGAAUUUUGUAUUCUUGUGUUAAACAAUGCCAAAGUUUCAGAUAAUGAGGUUUGCGCAUUUGGAAGUGAGCCCUGAAAGACGUUUGGGAUGGCUCAAAACGCUCCGUUUCAAAAGGCGUGGUAAAAACCUUCCUUUGUGAUGUCACAAAGGCUGCUCUAUAGGAGACCUCAAUACAAAGGGCCGAAAACUUGUUAUCAUGAUAAUAAUCAUAGCUUCUCUUCAAUACACUAGUUGUGUGUCUAAGUUAACAUAACAUAAACAACAUAAACAUGUAGCGUGUACAGCUUUACGAUAGCGACGGUAUCACAGGUUGCUCACCAGCUGAUGUUUGAGGUGUUAACCAAACAAACAUCUGCAGUGGAAAAUUCCUGUUAGCUCUGCUAAAGACUUUUAGCGUAUUUAUUCAGCACAAGGGCAAGACAGUGGAAACCAAGGAGAUUAUACAACAAUUGUAUUGUAUUAUGCCUUGACCAGGUUUGGCGGCCAUUUUAGGGGGCAGAAUCCAAAAAUCAUGCCCUCGGCACACUGCUCCGCCAUUAAAAAACGGUCCAAAUGACCAGAUUUGACAUUUUUCAAGUUCUACAGAAACAAAGACAGGUAUGUGUGAUAAAAAUGUAUAUGUUGUAAAUAAAAAAUAUCAGAUAAGACUUAAAAGUAAUAUUGUAUGGGACUCCUACAACUUGGAAAGGUAAUUCAUGGAUUAGUACACAGAAAGGAAGAAUAAAAAGUACAUUAAAGAAGGAAAACAUUUCUUUCAUACCGCUGCUCAGGUUUUUAUUGACACCAUGUUGGUCAUAUUUGUGCACUAUUAUGGAUUUCUACAUUUAUUCAUUUUCUACCGCUUAUCCUCACAAAGGUCGCGGGGGUGCUGGAGCCUAUCCCAGCUGUCUUCGGGCGAGAGUCGGGGUACACCCUGGACUGGUGGCCAGCCAAUCACAGGGCACAUAGAGACAAACAACCAUUCACACUACAUUUAUGUGUUUGCUAAACAACAUUCAUCCAUUUUGGCAUGUGACUUCAUUUCAUACUCAAUUCAGAGUGAGUGAAUACAUUGUACUCUAUUGUUCGCCCCUAAAUCGUUCAUCCUGUUCACUUUAAAAAAGAGAACAAAAGCAUGGUUCUACAAACAUGAUCAAGACUUAACCAGGUGCAAGGACGUCUUCUGGGUUUGCACCAUAUGUGAAUCGCUGACCACACAUUGAA